UAGACAGCAGAAUCAUUUGGGAGUAGUUCGGUCUAGUACAGUGCUUUUGUACUAUUAGUACGUGUACUACACAAGCCUACUUGUCGACACUGCGUUGUUGAACUGAUUAUUCCCUUAUAUUUGAUUUCAUUUAUUUUUCAAUAUCACGAAUAUUUUGCAUAAAUAACUAUUAUAGAAUGAGACACUUGACACAAUUGUAUGUCUUUUGAGUGUGCGAGUUGUGACGCGGGACCGUGAGAGAUGGAGACGAGUGCCGAGUCUGGCAGCAUGUCGCCGGCGCGCGUGAAGCUGGAGCCCGAGACGGACCAGUCGGAAAUGAGCAUUGUUAAAGAAGAAGCUGUAUUCCUGGAUGAAGAGGAGCGCGUGAAGGAGGAGUGGUCGGACAGCACGGCCGGGCGCGGCGUGAGCGAGGCAGCCAUGCUGGCCGACUUGUACAUCGAGCACGAGGUGAAGGACGAGCUCGUGCUGGGGCCGGAGCGCCCGCACCGCCCCGUAGUCGCCCCGGCCGCGCUAUAUAAUCGUGUCGCAGCGUCCGCUCUCGUCUCCGCCGAGCCCGCACACACACCCAGCACCAUCGCCACCGGCUAUCAGUGUCACCAUUGCGGUAAAUGGUUCAGGAACAAGUCGGUUCUGAAGAUACACGUAACCCUAAACACUCACUCAGGCGAGAAGCCUUUCAGCUGUAACCACUGUGGCUUAAAGUGUCGAAGAAAAUACCAUUUACAGAGUCACCUAAGGACUCACACUGGCGAGAAGCCUUUCAAUUGUAGCCAGUGUAGUUAUAAGAGUAAAACUAAAAGAGAUUUACUAAGGCACCAGGGAACCCACACAGACCAAAAGCCUUUCAGUUGUAGGCAGUGUGACUACAAAUGUAGCAGAAAAGAUAAGUUACAAGUUCACCUAAUGACGCACACAGGAGAAAUGCCUUUUAGUUGUAGUCACUGUGACUACAAGUGUAGAAGAAAAGACCACUUAAAACGUCACCUAAUGAAUCAUAUCGGCGAGAAGCCUGUCAGUUGUAAGCAAUGUAACUACAAGUGUCGAACAAAAACAGAUUUACGGAAGCACCUAAUCACUCACACAGAUGAGAAGCCUUUCAGCUGUAGCCACUGUAGCCACAAGUUUAGAUUGAAAGGAGAUUUACUGGUGCACCAGAAGACUCACAGAGACACAAAGCCUUUCAAUUGCAGCCAAUGUGACUACAAAAGUAGAAGAACAACAGAUUUACGGAGGCAUCUGAAGACUCACACAGAUGAGAAACCUUACAAUUGCAGCUAUUGUGGUCACAAGUGUAGAAGAAAGGAUCAGUUAAAAAGGCACCUGACGGUGACUCAUUGUCACACUGGCGAGUAGCUAUUGAGUGAAGUUACAAGUUUAAAUUAGAAACUGUAUUACAGAGGCAUCUGAGGACUCACGCAGACAAGAAGCCUUCCAGGUGAAAGUAUUAUUGUUAUGUGCGAGUCUCUAUUAAAUAUUCUAUCCUUCUAUUUCUUGGAAAAGUUGAGCCUAUUGUGUGUAAUAAUAACCUAACUACUGGUACACAGAAAGCAGUGUACACCUCUCGACACCGGUGUUGCCCUUGAGCCAUCUUGGAUGUCGCUUUUUGUGGCUU
Messenger RNA from Leguminivora glycinivorella, 1612 nucleotides. Its product is annotated as gastrula zinc finger protein XlCGF8.2DB-like. The record is from RefSeq and is a predicted model, not a curated record. Gene Ontology annotation, biological process: regulation of immune system process; negative regulation of transcription by RNA polymerase II; regulation of cytokine production. The transcript is spliced from 2 exons. NCBI's taxonomy places the organism in Eukaryota, Metazoa, Arthropoda, Insecta, Lepidoptera, Tortricidae. Bases 241 to 1353 code for a protein of 370 amino acids.